GAUUAAAAACUAAACUUCCCAGUUCCAAUUUUAGAAGAAGAGAAGCUGCUACCAAAGAGAGAGAGAGAGGGAGAGGGGAAAGAGAAAUAGAAAUGUCGAGAGCAACACCUGUUCGGAAGUCUCACACUUCCACUUCAGAUCUGCUCAUUUGGUCAGAAGCUCCGUCGCCCGCACCUUCCUCCACCGCUCGUGCUAACCAGCCGCCGGAUCGAGUUGGUAAGGUGCUGUUUGGCGGUCACAUUACUGAUGAAGAAGCUGAUAAUCUUAAUAAGAGGAAGCCUUGCUCCGGCUAUAAACUGAAGGAGAUGAAUGGUAGUAAAAUAUUUUCCGAUGACAGUGAAGAUGGUUCAACAGAAUCUGGAGUAUCUGAUGGUAAUUUCAAUAACCGAACAUCUGUUCGCAUUGUGCAGCAAGCUGCAAUAGGGAUAAGUCAGAUUUCCUUCAGCACAGAAGAGAAGAUUUCACCUAAAAAGCCAAGCACUGUCCCUGGGGUGGCAAAGCAGCUUGAGCUGAGUGGGACGAUAGAAAGUGACUCGGAGAGCCAGACUAGGAAGAUAAUCUCGGAUGCCAAAUCGAAGGAACUGAGUGGUACUGACAUCUUUGGCCCUCCUUGCGAAGCUCCAGCUCGAUCAUCUGCACGGGCUACUGGAAUAAAGGAAAACAAAGAUAUAGGAGAACCUGCACCGCGAGCUCUACGCACUUCUGUCAAAGUUUGUAACCCUGCAGGGGGUCAGAGCAACAUACUAUUCGGAGACGAACAAGUGGUGAAGUCGUCAAAGAAAAUUCACGACCAAAAGUUUGCAGAGAUGACAGGAAACAACAUUUUCAAGGGAGACGUUCCUCCGGGAUCAGCUGAGAAGCCGUUGAGCGUGGCCAAGUUGAAAGAAAUGAGGGGAAAUGAUAUCUUUUGGGAUGGCAAGGCUGAGUCUAGAGACUAUUUUGGUGGUGUCAGGAAACCACCUGGUGGUGAGAGCAGCAUCGCUUUAGUCUGAUAUAACUUAUGGGUUUCGUUCUCGUUUCUGCUGGCCAUUGCCUUGGUGUACAAAGCCAGAUCUGAUCUCAAUGUCAGGUAACUUGAUGUUGUAGCAAGUGUUGUCUUAGGAAUUAGGAUUACGUUUGACUUGUGUUUCUCUAAUUAUGGGAUGUUAAUGAUGCAUUCCAUGUAACGUUGAAGAGAGUUACUAUAUAGUAUAUUUUACGUUAUUUCGUAAUGGUUCGCGAAGUUUGUUAA
Messenger RNA from Salvia splendens (bonfire salvia), 1231 nucleotides. RefSeq lists its product as uncharacterized. The transcript has 5 exons. Lineage: Eukaryota; Viridiplantae; Streptophyta; Magnoliopsida; Lamiales; Lamiaceae. The record is from RefSeq and is a predicted model, not a curated record. The coding region runs from base 93 to 992 and encodes 299 amino acids.